GCAAACUCUAAAGAAGGGCUUCACUUUUUUCCCUUCCAUUAUAUUGAAAACCUAGGUACGACUAAUUCCUUCUCCAUCUUCUAAUUUCUUCCUAUACACAUCCGGAUCGAAACCUCAUUUUUGAGAAUAAUACAUAGCUCACUUAUCUAAUCCAUAUUUCACUCAACCUCUUUGUCCAUUUUUAUACUGUACGGCUGGUUGAUAAGAAUUUGGUAGCCUAACAUCAACCCGACCCGGCUUUGAUCCCGCCAUCCGGAUUCGUAUCUAAGACAUCUUAAUCUAAGAGACUGUUGUCUUGGCCCUAGCGUUUGGGAACAAAACAGCCUCCUGUUAAAAAAAGUGUGUUGCCGGAGUUCGCAUCCCUAGCUACGAUUUAUUGCACGGUUUCCCCUGUCGAAAAAAAGCCAAUCGCCCGCCAAAAACAGAUUCCAUCCCUUCAAAGCCAAAAAGUUUCCCGCUGUCCGAAUUUCUAAAUUUUUCGACAGCUGGGUUUCCUUUCGGACGUUUCAGACGAUCAAACUUUCCCGACUCCCGAGAAUAUAUCUGGAAUAAAACCAAGGUCCCCCAGCCCCAGCUCUGCGCAACCUCGCACAAGGCUCUGGUCCUGACCGGCCACCGAAAAAAACCCCCGCAAAAAUGGCGCGGCCUAACACCUACCUCGCGCCCCUCUCCCUCAUCUUCCUCGCCGGCUCUCUGGUCAUGCUGUUCUUCGUGAUCCUCUCCGCGGUGACAAACACGUCGCCCCUGAAGGACACGUUCUUCCUCAGAGCCGACACAUCCGGCAUCACCGGAGCGCGGUCAGUCACGCAGUGGGCGUACUUCUACAUCUGCGGCGACGGCAACACGGAUUGCGGCCGCGCGACGCCCGCUGCACCUUUGGGAUGGGCUUGGUCGGGCGACCCGUCUAGUGCGCCGGCCUCGGUCGUCGGAUCCCACGGCGGCCACACUACUAGCUUCUAUUUCUACUACAUGUGGCGGUUCGGCUGGGUCUUCUACCUGAUCGCGCUUGUGUUCUCGGUCCUGGCCUUUUUCGCCGGUUUCGUCGCAUGCUGUGGACGUCUGGGCUCCGCCAUCGCAGGAAUCGUUGCGCUGACCGCCCUGUUCUUCCACACUAUCGCCGUCUCCAUGAUGACGGCCGUCUUCGUCAAGUUGCGCAAUGCGUUUAUGGCCGACGGCCGCGACGCGAGUCUAGGCCGGUACGCAUUUGGAUUCAGCUGGGGUAGUUGGACCGCGCUGCUCAUCGCCACGAUACUGUUCUGCGUCGGCAUCCGAGGUGGAGGCGAUGGUACUUAUAGUGGUGGCCGCCGAUGGGGACGCCAGAGGAGCGUGCGGAGUCGACGAAGUUACGAUAUGAACGGUCGACGGGUGAAGGACGACUACUCUUGAGCUCGGCCUCAUCACGAGAAUUGCGAGUGAGGAGAGAACUGCGGAAAAUAGCAGCUGGUCCCGUCGCGAGUACGAGAAGGAAUACGAGAUUGCGAUUUUUUUCCAACUUUAAAAAGAUCGACGAUACGAAAAAACGGCAGGCCGAGGGAUCUGCGUGGUCCUUAGUCUAUGCUAAUGCUUAUAGCUAUGCUUGCUCGGAGUAAUGGAUAAUGACGAUAUUAAUUCACGAACGGCGGAUACUUAAUGCCCUACCGCAAGCCCAAAUGAGGAGGAGAAAUGCAAGGAGACAUGAUGAGAAGAGAAGAGAAGAGAAGUGUGGACGUGACAUGUUGGAUUGUGGAUAACUAACUAUAAUAAUGGAAACUUUUGUGAUACCAAACUUUGUAAUCUACAACCAGCUAGCUAUACUACGGCCUACUCGAUCGUUAUGGUAGAUCAGUUAGUAUGGGCCUGGACCUGGGCAUCUUUUGGGUUCUUGCGAUGGAGCAAUAUACGAAGAGAUGCUAUCCGCA
Messenger RNA from Annulohypoxylon truncatum, 1898 nucleotides. Its product is annotated as SUR7/PalI family-domain-containing protein. Gene Ontology annotation, cellular component: cell cortex; plasma membrane; membrane raft. NCBI's taxonomy places the organism in Eukaryota, Fungi, Ascomycota, Sordariomycetes, Xylariales, Hypoxylaceae. The coding region runs from base 637 to 1386 and encodes 249 amino acids. The transcript has a single exon. Gene Ontology annotation, biological process: cortical actin cytoskeleton organization; endocytosis; septin cytoskeleton organization. The record is from RefSeq and is a predicted model, not a curated record.